AUGGGAAGCGCUUUUGACCCAUCUGCGCGUUCAGUGGAGAACGCGGGCGCAAACGCCUGGCCUUUGCAGAUUGACUCCACUAGCGCCACCGUUUUCCUCAUGCUUUGCACCUAUUACGUAGUCGGAGUGGAGGAGUUACCGCUUGUCUCGCGGGUGUUUGGAUAUGACAACCACUGCGGAUCUGAAGAAAAUAACAGGUUUCGGAUUGCAAGCUUUCAUCCGCUAAGAGGGAGGAAGGGGGCUAGACCUUCCACGGUUGAACGCGCGAUCUUCCUUGCCCAGGGUGCCAUAUCGGUACUCUGGUUUGCCUUUCCUCACGAAUCGAAGUCGCAACAGUCAGUGUCCCAAGCUCCGCCGCAUCAUCAGGAACGAUACGAUACUCCUAUCCACGAUGCAUUUGUAUUAGUGUGGUCGGUCCUCGUCUUUCCAUUUCAGGCCCUCGACACUGCCGGUGGCACGCUUUUUGGAUGGGUCACAACACCGGAAUCAUGGCUCUUGAGUGCUCCACAUUGUUUACUGGAAGUCCUCCCCUCCCAGCUCGUGGAUGGGGGACGAGUGAAGUUGGUUCCGCUCUUCAAUGUUCUCCUGCCGUGGGUAAUCUAUUUGUCCACUGCAGGGCUCUGGAUGAGAUUGGUACUAAUUCUCUGCCGAAUGAAGAAGCGCGAAAAUGACCUUAGUAGGCAAAUGCUACGCAGCGCGAAGGCGGAAUCGACUACACUGGGAGAGGAACUUAAGACUUGCGUUAAUGACCGUGGCCCAUCUCAACAGCAAGUACAAAUGAAGGGAGGUGUUCUUAGUCUGUGGAGCAUAGAACUAUGGGAAUACUUCUCACACUACUUCUUCUUUACAGCUGUAUGCCCGCUAUGCAUGUUCGCUAUUCUUCUUGGAAGGGCGCAGUUGUGGCCGCUUUUGCUUUGCUGUAUAAAGUGGCGGUUGCUUGUUUUUCUGGGCCGAGUGCUUGUCCUGGAGCCCCGUGGGACUCUCUCCAGAAAGUGCCCGUGCAGCUUCUGCAUCGUGACAUCUACAACUUCCGCAGCUUCUGUGAGAGAUGCCACUGGCUACCGUAACGGAAGUGGAAGCACCAGCGGAGACUUCAUUAAACCGAAGGCCGGAAUGCAGUUCUUCCUUUCCAACGGCAGCUUCUGCAUGCUGGCUGCUCUACUAACGCUAGAUACAUUUUUCGUGACAGGGCACAGGACGAAAUUAAGCGCGCUUCCGAUCGAAGCUGGCUUUGUGGGGUUGUUGGAGUUUCAUCCCCUCUGGUCCUUUGUAACGUCGUUUCUGCACACCUACUUUGCCUACAUUAUCUGCUGUCCACUUAUUUUUAUGCUCGCCUUUUUGCGUACGGCGCAUCUGGCAACAGACAAGGCCGCCCCCAUCGCGUUAGCCCUAGAAGGAUCCACAGCUCCUGAAGUGGUGCUGAUGACUACCCUAAUGAUUGGAAAAGUCACUUUUGGGUAA
This is a messenger RNA of Eimeria acervulina, 1461 nucleotides long. RefSeq lists its product as hypothetical. Gene Ontology annotation, cellular component: endoplasmic reticulum membrane. The transcript has a single exon. Lineage: Eukaryota; Apicomplexa; Conoidasida; Eucoccidiorida; Eimeriidae. Bases 1 to 1461 code for a protein of 486 amino acids. Gene Ontology annotation, molecular function: mannose-ethanolamine phosphotransferase activity. Gene Ontology annotation, biological process: GPI anchor biosynthetic process. The record is from RefSeq and is a predicted model, not a curated record.